Messenger RNA from Esox lucius (northern pike), 4073 nucleotides. RefSeq names its product sine oculis binding protein homolog (Drosophila) a (gene sobpa). The record is from RefSeq and is a predicted model, not a curated record. Gene Ontology annotation, biological process: animal organ development. Gene Ontology annotation, cellular component: nucleus. The transcript is spliced from 9 exons. Lineage: Eukaryota; Metazoa; Chordata; Actinopteri; Esociformes; Esocidae. The coding region runs from base 224 to 3049 and encodes 941 amino acids.
UGACUCAGAGGCAGCUCACACACCAACUUACCCACAGACCGUGGAAAAAUAGUGUCUGAAGAUGGCUGAUUUAACAGGGCAUCGCGAGCCCUCAACGGUAUCAUCAACUUCACCCGAGCUGUUCCCAAGCUUGACAUUCGCGGUUGGACAACUUUGAAGCGGCCCCGCCUCAUACUUGACCAGUCUACCCCUAACGCAAAUAUUGACGGAGGUAUUAUAAAAAAUGGCAGAGAUGGAAAAAGAGGGCAGACCCCCCGAAAAUAAAAGAAGCCGAAAACCGGCUCACCCGGUAAAAAGAGAAAUCAAUGAAGAAAUGAAGGUUCGGGCUGAGCGGGCCAACUCAUGGGCAGGCAAGGCGGGUGAUCUCCAUGGCAACCCGCCCUACUCCAUGAGUUUUGCAGAGAACACCAUGAACGAGCUGCUUGGCUGGUAUGGUUAUGACAAGGUGGACCUGAGAGACCAGGACAACAUUGACAUACAGAACUACCCUGAUGGAGAGGCACAACAACAUAUCUCAGUCCUGAAAGAAAACUCUUUGCCAAAAAUCCCAGGAGGAUCGGGGGAGAACAGUGAUGUCUCCCCAAACCAAGCCAAUAGCUCCCACUCUACACCAACUUCAAGGAAUGGAGUGACAGAGUCCUCCACUACCCCGUCCACCUCCACACCCAGCACCAGGGAGCACGGGAACAUGCCCAUCAUAGUCCCACUGAUCCCACCCCCCAUGAUCAAGCCACCAGCGGACGAGGAUUUGUCCAAUGUCCAGAUCAUGUGUGCUUGGUGUCAGAAGGUUGGCGUGAAACGCUACUCCCUCAACAUGGGCACUGAGCUGAAGAACUUUUGCAGUGAGAAGUGCUUUGCUGCCUGUCGCAGAGCCUACUUCAAGAGAAACAAGCUUGGAUAUAUAAGGAAUUACAGUGCGAGAGACGAAGACGGCCAUGGUGAGAAAUUACCCCAGCACAGCUAUUCUAAGGAUACGCCCAGGCUUGUCUUCAAGACAAACAGCGAUGUGCUUGUCUGUGACUGGUGCAAACACAUCCGCCACACCAAGGAGUACCUAGACUUCGGUGCUGGUGAACGGAGAUUGCAGUUCUGCAGUGCCAAAUGCCUGAACCAGUACAAGAUGGACAUCUUCUACAAAGAGACUCAGGCGGCGCUGCCAGGUGGACUGUGUAAUCCAGGCCACAGUCCUGUGGAGGGCAAGUCCGAGAGCAACACCGGGGUGCAGCUCCUCACACCCGAGUCCUGGGGCACGCCCCUGGGUGACUUACGACGCAAAGCCCCUUCCCCUGGGGGAAACCCCUCUGUGCCAGUUCCAUCCAGUUCCACCGCUGCCUCUCCCUCUGAGACAGGCACUGUUUGCUCUCCUUCCUCGUCAUCCAUCAAAAAUCACACACCCAGACCCCAUGAGAGCCCCACCUUGCCCCCUCCCCCACACCCCUCUCUGCACCCUCCCAUGGGAGUCCCUUCAGGCAGCCCCCCCAUGGUGAUGACUCCCAGGGGGCCCGUACCCCUGCCUUUCUUCAUGGAGCAUCAGAUGAUGCAGCAGAUGCGCCAGCCCUUCCUCCGCCCACCUACUCAUGGCCCAGGCCCCAAUAGCCCCCUGUCCAACCCCAUGAUCCCUGGAAUCGGACCACCACCGCCGCCCAGAACCUUGGGUCCCCCAUCCAGCCCCAUGCAUCGGCCCCAGUUCUCGCCCCACCACCACCCCUCCUCCAACCCUAACCUGGGAGGGAACCCUUCAGGGAUGAUGCCACCCCAUCCAGGCAUACACAUACCCGGUUUUCCCUUCCACCCCAACAUGAUGCCAAAUGGGCCCAUGCAUGUGCCGCCUAUGAUGAACUUCGGCAUGCCUUCCCUCGCCCCCCUGGUGCCCCCACCCACCCUUCUGGUCCCUUACCCUGUCAUCGUGCCCCUGCCUGUACCCAUCCCUAUCCCAAUACCCUUUCCCUUCAACCCCAAGACCUCCAAGGACAACCCCAGCAACAACGACACCAUUGCCGGUUCGUCAGGGAAGGCCACUGAUUUUACGGACCCCAGGCCAUUUUCCCCUGGUACAUCCAGAGGGGAACACAAAAGGACCUCUAGUUCCGGGGUGCACUCUCUUGGCUUCUUAGGCCAUUUUGGCUCAGACAGGAGUAGGACUGAUGUGGUGGACCUGACCGUAAAGACAGAGAGUCCUGGAAGUGCCAACACCUUGGGCCUCUCCCUUUCAGAUGGCUCUGGGCCUUCGCUCCAAGAGGGCGUAAUUGACCUGACUCUGGGCAGGCGGUCGCGGCUGCAGCAGGUCAUCCAGCGGGUGGUGCCCAGUAUCCAGGUGAAGGGGGAACCGGACGGGGACUCAUCCAGCCCCCCACCCUCUGGACCAUCCCCUCUGGAUGCCUCAGGCCAGGGUAAGGGCAACAGCAGCCUAGAAGACAUGAGCCAGGAGAUCAGGGAGGCCAUUAGUGGCUCUCUCGAGUCAAGCUCCCUGCCAUGUGGCCAGGCUGCAUCCCCCCAGCCAAACCAAAACUCCCACCCUGCCCAUCUCAUGAACCACCAUAGCGUCGCACGGACCCAGCCCUGCAGCCCCGCUGCCCCCUGUAAUGUCAUAGUAAAUGGCAGCAAUCAAUCCAGAGACAGCCCUAGCCGGAGCACACUACCCAUGUUUCCGUCCGAUCCUGGUCGCAGAGGUGGAGGAGGAGGUGGCGGUGACCCUGCCAACAGCGAGCUGGAGCGGGAGGCGCUGAAGGAGAACAGCUGUUCGGUGGCGGACUGGGAACCAGGUAAGAGGGGCCCAAGUGAGGAGACAGCGCAGGGGGGAACUGGGGAAGGCAAGCUGGAAGCCAACGGCGACCUUCCGGAUUUGGACGAUGACGACGACCACGCCUAUGCACUGCCCCUGCUGCUGCCCAAGGCUGGUUGCGUCAUCCAGCCUGUGCCAAAGCCCAGCGACAAGACGGCCAUCGUGUCCUGCAGCCUCAUCGCCCCCCUGUCGACAGGGCCGGGGAGCCCUGAGCUGGAGCCACCGCUAAAGAGGAGGUGCCUGCGAAUACGCAAUCAGAACAAAUGAGGCAGAAAAGCUGGCAGUAUCUUGCCAACAGAAUGAGGGAGACUGAUGAAGGUUUUGACAACACUAGCCUAUUACCAUCCACCCCUCGUUCCUCCACAGAACUGUCUCCCAGCCGACCAGCACUCAAAAGUCUAGCCUUGCCACCCCAAUAUUGACCAUUCAGCAUAGCCCAACCCCAAAAAUCCCUGGACCAGUGGAAGAGGCUUUCAGUAUUGACCCAGUCAGACCAGAAGUCUUAUUUUCUCUUGAGACAUUCCUUUAGCCCACAUUGCCCCAUCUAGUUUCCAAAGCAAAUUCCCUGUCAGAUAUUCGCUGUCAGACUGAUAAGCCACAAUACUAAGCCAAAAUAUGUACCAGCAAUUAUUUUUUUGCUGGGAAAGGCCUAAGUUACUCUAGCCUUUUUAGAUUGUUCAUUCAAGAGUAAAAGGUGGAGCAUUUUUGUGGCAAGAAAUUCAGGCUAAACUCAUACUUACCCACCCCAUUUUUUUUGCAUGAUCACAACCAGCAAAAAAUACUGACCACCAACCCCCAUCUCGCUAUUGAUGGUGACCGAUCAUUUUGUACUGGUAACCAAAAAGAGACAUCUGAUAAUACAAGUUAACAAUCCAACAGAGCCAAUUUCUGAGCCUCACAUGUUGAGGAAUCAGAACAAGGGAAAAGAAGAGCAUUAAUGGACUUGUUCUAUCGAGGUCUCAAUCCCUGGAAAUGGCAUCACAAAUCUUUCUCUGGUGGAGCAGUGAGGACAUCUUCAAUAGAAGGAAACCAUGGCACUACUGGACGGAUCUUUGGUUGGUUUCAUGGUAAUAAAAGAUGUUUUAAGUUUAUCUUCACUCACAGUUUAGUGGACAACAGAGUAGAGACCUCACCAGCAAACAACGGUGGGUGAGUGAGGACAAUGUGCAAUCUCUGCUAUCGUAGAAGCCAUUUUGCUUCUCGGCAAGCCCUUGGGCAGACAGAAUCAGAUGUGUUAUUCUGCUUCUAAUCAUCACUGCUAUAAAAAAAAAAAUGUUUAAAAAAAUAACAC